UUGUUCUCGUCUUCCAACUACUUCUCUGCCCCCCCCCGUUCUCUUUCUCGGUUGAUCCGAGCUUAUUCCUAGAUGAUGCGCCAUUGAAGCCCCUAAGAAAAUUAUGUUUCCUUCUCAGUUAAGCUCGCCAAAGCGUGCCAAUCCAUUUGGUCGCACCUCCCCAACUCCAUCGCCUGGAGGCCAGAAUGGUUCCGCACGGCCAAGGUCGGCGAUUAUAACAUCACCAAGCAGAAUCGAUGGGUCCAAGGGCCAUUAUCGAAACUCUGCAUCCAUUACUCAACUCACACCGACUGCCCUUUCACCACACGGGAAUCGGGACAGAUCGAAUUCUCUGCGGAAUCAUGCGACCACUGGAACGUUUGCACCCGAAUUUAUCAAGUCGGAGGAAUUGCGACGCGGGGCAGAUCAAAUCCGGGGUUUGGAGGGUGAAAAUGACUUUUCGGGUAAUAAGUACGUGUGGCUACGGGAUCCUGAAAAGGCAUUCGUACGCGGGUUGGUGUUAGAAGAGGGACAAGAUGGGCGGCUGUUGGUCCAGCCGGAUUACGGCGAGCCACGGGAAGUGGACUCCCACCAGGUCGACAAGGUCAAUCCGGCAAAAUUCGAUAAAGCGGACGAUAUGGCGGAACUCACACACUUGAAUGAAGCUUCGGUUGUUCAUAACCUGCAUACCCGUUACCAGGCGGAUCUCAUUUAUACAUAUUCGGGUCUGUUCUUGGUAACAAUUAAUCCGUACUGCCCAUUGCCAAUUUACAGCACCGAAUAUGUGAAGAUGUAUAAGGGACGAAGCAGGGAGGAAACGCGACCACAUAUCUUUGCCAUGGCAGAUCAGGCGUUUAGAAACAUGGUUGAGGAAGGCGAGAACCAAAGUAUUCUUGUGACGUGCAGGUAAAACGGAGAACACCAAGAAAGUCAUUCAAUAUCUCGCAGCUGUCGCUACUUCGGAUACUCCGUACGUUCGUUCAGCACCUCGUUCGGGAUCAAAACAAUUGUCGGCAUUGUCUCAGCAAAUACUGAGAGCGAACCCCAUCCUUGAAGCCUUCGGUAAUGCGCAAACUGUUAGAAAUAACAAUUCCUCGCGGUUUGGGAAGUUCAUUCGAAUCGAGUUCGCGCGGUCUGGCCAAAUCUCUG
This is a messenger RNA of Aspergillus ruber CBS 135680, 1128 nucleotides long. RefSeq names its product type II myosin. Lineage: Eukaryota; Fungi; Ascomycota; Eurotiomycetes; Eurotiales; Aspergillaceae. The coding region runs from base 104 to 889 and encodes 261 amino acids. Gene Ontology annotation, cellular component: myosin complex; vesicle; actin cytoskeleton. The record is from RefSeq and is a predicted model, not a curated record. Gene Ontology annotation, molecular function: actin filament binding; ATP binding; microfilament motor activity. The transcript is spliced from 5 exons. Gene Ontology annotation, biological process: vesicle transport along actin filament; actin filament organization.